Messenger RNA from Dermacentor silvarum, 2689 nucleotides. RefSeq names its product polyadenylate-binding protein 4-like (gene pAbp). The record is from RefSeq and is a predicted model, not a curated record. The transcript has 4 exons. Gene Ontology annotation, molecular function: mRNA 3'-UTR binding; poly(A) binding; poly(U) RNA binding. NCBI's taxonomy places the organism in Eukaryota, Metazoa, Arthropoda, Arachnida, Ixodida, Ixodidae. The coding region runs from base 277 to 2325 and encodes 682 amino acids. Gene Ontology annotation, cellular component: nucleus; cytoplasmic stress granule; ribonucleoprotein complex.
UGCUCCGCCAUUUCUUUUCCCAUAUGACUCAAUGGUAGGCCGUUCACGUGGGGGAAAUAGUUAAAUUCUGUGUACGCUACGCGUAAGUACUAAAAAAUACAAAAAAAAUAUAUAAAACAGAAAAACGUAAAAAAAAAUUGCAAAACUUUGGCAAAACCCUGAACUUGUACCCAAGUUCAGUCGAAAAAGUUGUAACUGUCGCGGUGGAGUUAGGGUUAGGCGGAUCCCCUUGAAGUACGGCGAGCUCAUCACCGAAGUCGUCUCCAACCUGGCAAGAUGAACCCCAGUGGCCCAAACUACCCGAUGGCUUCUCUCUACGUUGGCGACCUGCACCCGGAUGUUACAGAGGCGAUGCUGUUCGAGAAAUUUUCCACAGCGGGUCCCGUGCUUUCGAUUAGGGUCUGCAGAGACAUGAUCACUCGACGAUCCCUCGGCUACGCAUAUGUCAACUUCCAGCAGCCCGCUGAUGCGGAGCGCGCCCUGGACACGAUGAACUUCGACCCUAUCAAAAGCAAGCCGAUCCGUAUCAUGUGGUCACAGCGAGACCCAUCGCUGCGGAAGUCUGGGGUUGGAAAUGUGUUCAUAAAGAACCUGGAUAAGACCAUUGACAACAAGGCCAUGUACGACACAUUCUCUGCUUUCGGGAACAUCCUGUCUUGUCGAGUGGCCACAGACGAAGAAGCUUCCUCAAAGGGAUAUGGUUUUGUCCAUUUCGAGACCGAAGAAGCAGCCAACAAGGCUAUCAGCAAAGUAAAUGGCAUGCUGCUCAACAACAAGAAGGUCUAUGUGGGCAAGUUCAUCCCCCGCAAGGAGCGCGAGAAGAUGCUUGGCGACAAGGCUCGAUGCUUCACCAAUGUGUACAUAAAGAAUUUUGGUGAUGAGCUCGACGAUGAGAAACUCAUGGUCAUUUUUGAGAAGUUUGGCAAGAUCACCAGUGCCAAGGUGAUGACAGAUGAGAACGGCAAAAACCGGGGCUUUGGCUUUGUCUCGUUCGAGGACCCCGAGUGCGCUGAGCGCGCUGUGGAUGAGCUUAAUGGCAAGGAAAUGGGCGGUCGAGUGCUGUACGUUGGGCGUGCCCAGAAGAAGGCAGAGCGCCAGUCGGAGCUGAAGCGUCACUUUGAACAACUGAAGCAAGAGCGUCUGAAUCGCUACCAGGGCGUCAACCUGUACGUCAAGAACCUGGACGAUGCCCUGGAUGAUGAGCGCCUCCGGAAGGAGUUCGCUCCUUUUGGCAACAUUACAAGUGCCAAGGUUAUGACAGAUGGCAACGGACGCUCCAAGGGCUUUGGAUUUGUCUGCUUCAGUUCACCAGAAGAGGCAACAAAGGCUGUGACGGAAAUGAAUGGCCGUAUUGUGGUCUCCAAACCACUUUAUGUUGCUCUGGCCCAGCGCAAGGAAGACCGCAAGGCACAUCUUGCCUCACAGUACAUGCACCGCAUUGCAGGCAUGCGCAUGCAAAUGGGACAGAUGUUCCCACCAGGUGGUGCAGGUGCAGCAGGCUACUUUGUGCCAACCAUGCCCCACCAAACUGCCCAGCGCAGCUACUUCCCAGCCACCCUGGGCCCAGCCCAGAUGCGUGCCACACCUCGAUGGACAGGCCAGCAGCAGCAGCUGCGUGGACCCGGAGGACCCCAGGCGGGGGCCGGUGGACCACAGGGGGGCCAGCCUCAGGGAGGCUUCCCCACUGGACUGCCAUACCAGCGGCAGCCACGCCCUUCACUGGCAACACAACCACAGCGGGGAGCCCUCGGCAGCGCACGGCCAAUCACGGGUGGUCAGCAGGCUCCACCUCCGCAGCAGGCCCCACCACAGCAGGCCCCGUCGGCACCCCGGGUGAUGGGCCCACGCCCUGCGGGUCUUGCCCCUCAGACUGCUGGUGGUCCACGCCCAACCUACAAGUACACCCAGUCUAUGCGCAACCCACCCCAGGUCCAGCCUGUCUCGGCACCCGUGACGGCUCCAUUCCAGGUGUCUGCUCAGCAGCAGCAACAGGUGGCCGCGGCUGCAGCGGCAGCCCAGCAGGUGUCUCAGACGCAGCAGGCAGCAGUGCACAUUCAAGGCCAGGAACCCCUGACCGCUUCCAUGCUGGCUGAGGCCACACCACAUGACCAGAAGCAGAUGCUGGGCGAACGCCUGUUCCCACUGAUCCAUCGCAUGUAUCCGGACCUCGCUGGCAAGAUCACUGGCAUGUUGCUCGAGAUUGACAAUUCUGAACUCCUUCACAUGCUCGAGCACCACGAGUCGCUCAAGGCCAAGGUGGAAGAAGCCGUUGCAGUGCUGCACGCCCAUCAGGCCAAGGAGAAUGUGACCAUGAAGAAAGAGUAGAGUGCCCGCCUAGCUCCCGACUCCAUCGCAGACGCCCGGGGGUUUGAACAGUCUAUGGGUGACGGGUAGCCCAAGUCCCUACGAGGGCGUCUUGGCUGAGCCCACACAGGGCGCCUGUUGCGUUGCCCUUUGUGUUUGUUGUGGACCCAGCCAACGUGCUUGUGGGGCUCUUGGUUUAUCGUCACCCACGUGAACUGGCCCACCAGGAAUCAGAGGGAAGGGAGUAGACCAGAAAAAAGAAAAAAAAAAAGAGCAAAACAUCGAUACUGAAAAAAAUCGUAAAACUCGCGCACUUUUUUUUUCCCCUCUUCUCUGCCUUUGUGACAUUGUGCAUUGCAAAUAAAAAAAAUUUUUUUUUUCUUUC